Acanthamoeba castellanii str. Neff is the source of this 1107-nucleotide messenger RNA. Its product is annotated as RNA recognition motif domain containing protein. NCBI's taxonomy places the organism in Eukaryota, Discosea, Longamoebia, Acanthamoebidae. The coding region runs from base 1 to 1107 and encodes 368 amino acids. The transcript has 6 exons. Gene Ontology annotation, molecular function: RNA binding. The record is from RefSeq and is a predicted model, not a curated record.
AUGGAAGGCCAGGACGCACUGCAAGCUGAGCUGCAGCACAAGGAAAGGGAGGUGGAGCAAAAAGAAAGGGCGGCAGCACCAGCUGUACCGGAGCAGGUGGAGAUAUUGGCAGAAGGCGAAGAGGAGGAAGGAGGUGAGGUCGCCGGCCAGGGGUUGGCGGACGAGGCUGAAGAGGAGGCACUGAACAGCGGCAAGCCCGUCAAGCCACGAAAGCUCUCCAAUCUCGAGCGCAAGCUGCAGGCCCGUGCCGCCCGACAGGCACCACGAGGCCGGCCCGCCCCCUCCGCCACCGGCGAGCCGGCCGAGCCCACCGACCCCUCCCUCAUGAGUUCGAUCGUGAUGGUGCCGCCGAUCGAGGCGUGGCCGGCCCUCCAAGCCAUCCGCCGCAUUCACGACACCGGCUUCGUAAGAUGGCUGCCGCACGUGAAUAUGAUCUACCCGUUCGUGCCCAACCAGCAGUUCCCGGAGGCCGCCCAGAAGCUCCGCGAGGCCCUGGCGUCGUUCCCGGCCUUUCGGGUGCGACUGCGCGAGUUGAGUUUCUUCAAGCACCACCGAAGCUGGACCGUGUGGCUCAAGCCCGAGACCGAGAGGGAGGUCGAGGAGAAGAUGGUCGAGUGGCAGAAGGAGUGGAAGGAGAUCGAGUUCGAUGUGACCGAGAUCUACCUCAUCAGCCGGCUCGGCGCCAACGACACGCCAUUCGACAUUCGCUACGCCAUCCCCCUCCAGCAAGCGUCGUCGACGGCCGAGCCCGAAACGACGACGGCCGUUCGAUUGCCUCCGCCGUCGUUCGUUCCGCAUCCGAUCGAGUGCGACGAGCGGGCCGAGGUGGAGUCGAAGACGCGGGUGAUCGUGUUCAACAUCCCGUUCGACGUGACGGAGGACGACCUCAUCGAGCUGUUCCGCGGGAUCGGCGAGCGGCUCAACAUCGCCAUCGACGACGUCAAGCUCAUCCGCAAGCCCAAGCAAAGCGCCAGGGCCAAGAAGAGCAGCACGGGACGAGCCUUUGUGGAGCUGAGAACGGCGGCCGAUCAGACAACCCUCCUCGAGAACGUCGGGGAGAUCGUACUCGGCGACCGCACGCUCGCCCUCCGUCCCGCCCAGGCCUGA